AUGAGGAAGAUGAAGCUGCAGGAUGAAGAUGAAGCCGCGGUCCCCCCGCAGCCGGGAGCUCCCCGCAAACCUCGCUCACCGCCGGUGGAUCCGGCCCCCAGCCCCGGGCUCACCUCGGCAGCCUCGGAGCGCUCUCAGCAUCCCCUCCGCGCUGGGCUGGAGCAACCGGAGCUCCCUCCCCGGCCACGGCACCUCCUGGCCCCGCCGGGCCCGGGGGGACCCGCCCGCCGCUGCCCCGGAGCCCCCCAGGAGCCCCCGCUGGGCACCGGCUCCUCCCGGCGGCUCCACCCCGAGCGCGGCCGCUGGGACCCCUCGGCACCCUCAGGACACCCCCAGGGCACCCCCAGGGCACCCCCGGCGGCUCCGCCAGCGCUCAGCGCUCCCUCCUUCCCCUCUCCCCUUCCAGGACGGAGCCAUCGGGCCGAGAGAACAAUAGCGGCGCUGGAAAACAAUGGAGCGGCCGCCGCUCCCCGCGUAGCGAUGCGGGCAGGACGCGGGGCAGGAAUCCCGGGAGCAGCGCAGCAUCCGCGGCUCGGGCUCCCGAAGCUCCUGAGGCUCCUGAGGUUCUCCCAAAGCUCCCCCAAAACUCCUGAGGUUCUCCUGAGGUUCUCCCAAAGCUCCCGAGGUUCUCCUGAGGUUCCCCGAAAGCUCCCGAGGUUCUCCUGGGGUUCCCGAGGUUCUCCUGGGGUUCCCAAGGUUCCCCUGAGGUUCUCCUGAGGUUCCCGAGGCUCUCCAAAGCUCCUGAGGUUCUCCUGAGGUUCCCGAGGCUCUCCUGAGGUUCCCGAGGCUCUCCAAAGCUCCUGAGGUUCUUCUGGGGUUCCCGAGGUUCUCCUGAGGUUCCCGAGGCUCUCCUGAGGUUCCUGAGGCUCUCCAAAGCUCCUGAGGUUCUCCUGGGGUUCCCGAGGUUCUCCUGAGGUUCCCCUGAAGCUCCCGAGGUUCUCCCGAGGUUCUCCCGAGGUUCUCCCGAGGUUCUCCUGAGGUUCUCCCUAGGUUCCCGAAGCUCCAGAGGUUCCCAAAGUUCCCCCAAAGCUCCCCCAAAACUCCCAAGGUUCUCCCAAAGCUCCCCUGAGGCUCCCAAGGUGCUCCCGAGGUUCUCCUGAGGUUCCCCCAAGGCUCCCCUGAAGCUCCCAGGGCUCUCCCGAGGUUCCAGAGGUUCCCCCGAGGUACUCCCAAGGCUCCCCCAAAGCUCCCGAGGUUCCUGAGGCUCCCCCAAGGUUCCCCCGAGGUUUUCCUUAGGUUCCCCUGAGGUUCCCAAGGUUCUCGAGGUUCUGGAGGUUCUAGAGGUUCCGGA
Parus major (Great Tit) is the source of this 1291-nucleotide messenger RNA. Its product is annotated as acidic proline-rich protein PRP25-like. The coding region runs from base 1 to 717 and encodes 238 amino acids. The transcript has 3 exons. NCBI's taxonomy places the organism in Eukaryota, Metazoa, Chordata, Aves, Passeriformes, Paridae. The record is from RefSeq and is a predicted model, not a curated record.